Messenger RNA from Penaeus chinensis, 5496 nucleotides. Its product is annotated as homeobox protein PKNOX2-like. The transcript is spliced from 10 exons. The coding region runs from base 600 to 2258 and encodes 552 amino acids. Gene Ontology annotation, biological process: regulation of transcription by RNA polymerase II. Gene Ontology annotation, molecular function: DNA-binding transcription factor activity, RNA polymerase II-specific; RNA polymerase II cis-regulatory region sequence-specific DNA binding. The record is from RefSeq and is a predicted model, not a curated record. NCBI's taxonomy places the organism in Eukaryota, Metazoa, Arthropoda, Malacostraca, Decapoda, Penaeidae.
CACUUGACAGUCUGCCGUCAGAGGAGACAGACGCACCUUCUCUCCACAACAUUUGCUCUCCCGUGAUUCCUUCAGACGUUGUCAACUCCUCAGCGUUAACACGCCAACUCUGAGUCGACGGUAACCUGAGCGGUCUUCAGGACCUUUGAAUCACACGCAAAACAACAGAUCUGACCUGACUUUCCUGCUGGCGAAGAUUUUGUUGGCGAAACAAGCCUUCUUUCGGCCGAAAACAGAUAAAAUUAUCAAAACACAAGUUUCCACAAAUAUAUAACUUCGGACUAUCAAUACCUCUGAACUAUUAUAGUUUUACACGCCAAGGACGUGCAAUCGUGAUUUGGUGAUAAGACUCCAAGAAAAAAAACGAAGAGAAACAACAAGCCGAGAAGACAUUAAUUAGUGCUGCCAAAUUUUAUGGUGUGUGAGGCAGCUGGACAGUGUAGCGCUGAGCCCGCCGUGCGACGUCCAAGUACUGCGUUAGGACGUAACCUCAUGAUUAUUUGAAGGGAUCGAGAGACGCGGCGUCGGUGCGAGAGAAAAGGAGCCCAAGGGACGAGUGACGGAAGCCGCUGGGUCGUGACUAGGUGGUGUUCGCCAGAAUGAUGACAGCCGGGUAUCCUGAGCAAGGAGGGGGUGGUGGGGGCCCGCCCUCGACUGGAGCCGCUGCCGUGGGUGGUGCUACAGCCCCCACGCCGCAACCUGUUGUUCCCCCCGCCCACGCCGCCGCCCACAACGCCCACGAACAGUGCCUCUCUGGCCAGCCUCUGCCGCCCGACCACCAUGGCUACCACGACCAGGCGCAGUUCGAGGCUGACAAGCGAGCCGUCUAUAAGCACCCCCUCUUCCCUCUGCUGGCACUGCUCUUCGAGAAGUGCGAGCUGGCCACGCAGAGCGCCGACUCCGUGAGCAGCGAUUCCUUCAACUUGGACAUCCAGGCCUUCGUGCAGCACCAAGAGCGGGACCGCAAGCCUUUCCUCAUGAACGACCCCGAAGUAGACGGCCUGAUGAUCAAGGCGAUCCAGGUGUUACGCAUCCACCUGCUGGAGCUGGAGAAGGUGCAGGAGCUGUGCAAGGACUUCUGCAACCGGUACAUCACCUGUCUGAAGGGCAAGAUGCAGAGCGAGAACCUCUUGAGGACUGAGUACGGCUACGACUCCCCGGGCUCUCCUGACGGAGGGAGUCCCUACAACGGCCACCACCAGCACCACCUGCCACACCAUCACCCACAGGUAGUUAGCGCCUCAAGACAGGUAUUAGCGGGAGAGUAUCCGGGCGGGCAGCAGCAGCAACAAGCUGCCUCGUGUCUCCAGGUGACACAACACCACAACCACCAUCACCAGCAGCAGCAGCAGGCAGAGUAUCAGCACCACCACCACCACCACCAGCUACACACCCAGCAGGAACAUGACCACCUGCCCACUCAAAGUAGAAGUUCCCCUGAGAUGAUCGCCACCACGAAGUCCACUGCCCUUCCUGGCCCUCCCGCCACCACCACAGCGCCCACCACCACCGCCCAUGUCUCACCCACCGCGCCCACCACUUCCCUCUCCACCACCGCGUCACCACCCCUCAUCCAGGGCAGCACUCCGCUCUCACAGAUCGGCGCCCAUCCCUGCCCUCCACCUCCAGAGACCAGCAUCGUCAACCUGCUGGCCCCCCUGACCCCCCCGUCGUGCGAGGAGGAGGAUGACGGCGGGAUACGGCGGCAGAAGCGCGGUGUCCUGCCGAAGCACGCCACGGCCAUCAUGAAGGCGUGGCUGUUCCAACACAUCGUCCACCCGUACCCGAGCGAGGACGAGAAGCGGCACAUCGCGGCGCAGACCAACCUGACGCUCCUGCAGGUCAACAACUGGUUCAUAAACGCUCGGCGCCGCAUCCUGCAGCCCAUGAUUGACGCCUCAACUCCUCCCGACCAGAAGACCAAGAAGUCCAAGGCCUACAACCCCAAGGCCUCUGCCACAAGGUUCUGGCCUGAUAGUCUCAUAAGUCUGCAUGGUAAACUACAGAACAACAAUAACAACAACCAUACGGCUUCUUCACUCGCUCGCAAGACUAACUUGUCUAACACGGAGGUGACAGCCAGUCCCCUGUCCGCGAUGGGCGAAGAGGAAGCAGAAGAAAUCGAGGAUGAGGAAGAAGAGGAGAGAAGGAGAGAACAGGAAGAAGGGGGAGAGGGAGAAUACGAGGAUAAUAAAGACUGUAUCAUUAAACACCCCGAAAACACAGAGCAUCACGAUAUUGACGUUGGCACCUUGUAGUCUACCUUCUUCAGAACCGAAAUUUAAAGCUCUUCACAUUCGGCCGCUAUAUUCGAUAUAUUCGUUUAAAGAAGUCGUGUCAGGUUUUAAAUGUACCAAAUUUCCAGAUGAUUACCCUCAAAUUACCCUUAAUUACUAAGAAUUGCUGACAGCCUAAUUUCUUUCUGAAUCCCCGUCGUUUAGUGUAUAUGAUGAUGACGUGAACAUGUGAUAAAACGCUGAUGAUACAAGACACAGCUAGGACUGUUCAAUGUGCAUUAGUACUGUAUACGGUAGUUGUUUAAAACAUUCAGGAAGUUUUUGCAGGAUGGCCAUUUUUUAGGGUUGUUUAAAUCUUAACAGAUGAUCUAUGCCAAAGAAUCUUUGUACAAGAAUUAUACAUCUAUUGAACUCUUCCAGUCGGUUUUGCUGACAAGUUUUUCUUUCUUUCUUUUUGAUAGUACGAUAUAGAAAAUAAUAUUUCUAUUUUGCGUGAUAAACUCAAGACAAUGCAUGAGACAACAGUUUACAUGUACAAAGACACAUAGAAUAUUCUUAUAAGCAUAAUGAUUGUGAAUCAUAUAGAAUGUAAUGCCAAUUUAUUUCGUGAAUUUUACUUUUCAGAUGCGCAUAUGAUGUUCAAACACUGAUUGGCAUAUUUUUAACAUAUGAUUCUUUUUACCUAAAAAAAUGAAAAAGAUAAAAUUGUUGAUUCGGAAAAUUAUUUUCCAAUAUUUACUAACUUGAGUUUUUCCCAAGAGUGAGAUUUUAUUUUUCGUCAAUUAUGGCCCUAUUAUGUUCACAACAAACACUCACGAUAACGAGAGCUUUAAUUAAGUAUACUAUAUAUACAGACAAUAUACUGGCAUUUCCUCGUAUUUUUAACAGAGCGUGAUGACAAGGUAUUUGAUUAAUUAUAAAGAACUGAUAGGGACAUAAUUUAUCUCAUUCAUAUACGUAACCAUCCACUAAAGUUAACGUGAAGACGAAGUAAAAGUUAAGAUUAUUAUCAGCUGGGGCCAAUUGUAGUCAGUUACUGUUAGAUUAAACGAAACCAUCGCCUGUCGAUUAUUCGUGAGGAUCCUAACUUAGGCCAAUAUGUUUUGAUAAGGUAGCAACGAGACUGCAGUUACAUUUAGUGAUAUUAGAAACCGGUGAUAAAAAUCCUCCUUCUCCACGUCUCCCUUUCAAUCCCUUUUUCUCUUCCGUCCUCUCUCUCUCUCUUUCUUCCUCUCCUCCCAUGAUCUCGGAGUGCCAAAGACGCCCACAUGACCAUGCACAACCUUCUGCCUGUCAAGAUUCCUGUGCCCGACGAACAGCACCCAGUCUGGCCGGGACCCCCUUGAGACCCGCCUCCUCCAGAUCAAGAAUGGUAUUGUUGUAAUAGGAAAAAAAACAACGGUUAUUUUGUGACAGUGAUUUUUAGAACAAGACUGCAAGACCGUGUGUGUGGAACUAGCUAACUGUGAUGAACCUUAAUGUAAACAAAGAAAGGGGAUAUGUGAACAAUCAAGUGAGAGCAGGAUGCUAAGAGUGUCGGAAGAAAAAUCAUGCUAUUAUUAUUACUAUUGAGCACUAGGGAACCAAAGAAUCCUCAUUCAUCUCAUACGAUUCAGAUAAUUAGUCUGAGAUACUUGUAAAGACGAUCUCCUUAUAUACAGGAAGAGAAUUUAUUUUCUGAAAUCAUCACAACCUCAUUUAUCGAUUCAGGUAUCUGUAACGAAGUAUACGAUGCUGUGCAACUAAUCUUAUAUAUUAGGUAUACGAAUACACACUUUAUGUAGGUUAUACGUAAUGUUAGGGCGUAGUGUGUAAUAUGAUUAUUAGUUACAGUAUCCUUCCAUUUCUGAUGCAUCCCUUUAAUGUAUAUUUUCCUUUGUAUUCACAAAUGAAAAUUCUUUGGUUCCAUGUGUUAUUAAUUUAUAAAAAAAAAAAAAAAAAAAAUUGAAUACUGUAUCAAAGCGUAUACCCUUGUGGAAGCGUGGUAGUGAGCCCUAACCCAGUUUUAUAUGGUGGAAAAGACCAGACAUUCCCAUUUUCUGUGGUGACCCUUACUUGAAUCAUUUGUGACCCAGAAAUUAUUAGUGGUGACCUGAUUGUUGAAAACUUGAACCUAGUAGUGACCUUGCCUGCCCUUAUAUAUGUACCUGGAGACCGUGCUUGAUGAACUGGUCAUAUGGUCCUAACCAGCCAUCAUAAACACUAACGAGCUUGUUGCGCGCCCGUGUUUAUAGCAACGUUUUGAAAGGAAAAUGUGUAAAAAAAAAAAAGUCCAAAAAGAUAUUCAUGUUACUUCUUCUAAAAGCAUUUUAUUGGUGACGUAUCUGGCUAUUUGUGUGCUUUUGCGUGUUUGUUUAGAACUAUGUGGCGUACCGAGGGAAGAGUCGACCAGGGAGGGAAACGUAAGGCCGAUUAACCCAAAGCCUUCACUGUCCUUCCAUCAUGACUUUGUCUCUUAGACUACGGCACAUAAGAUAACAUGAAAGGUGCAUACUUUUAAGCACAAUAUGAUAUGCAUAAUUCUGUGAUAAUUUUUCAUGUGAUCUUUUCUCUUUUUCUAUUUAAUUGCAACGAACAAACGAAAGCAAUAAUAUGCAAACGGGACUGCAAAGUCAAAAAAAUCAAACAAUAGCUGCGCCAAGCGUACUUAGUUUAAUAUGGAUUCUUUUGAGAGUUAAUGAGGCAAAUGGAGGGAUAUUUUGCUAACAUAUAUAAAAAAAAAAAUUAAAGGAUAUAUUUGGCUUCAAGAUGACUUACAAAAUGUUGCUAGAUACAUACGACAAAAAAAAAUCAACUUUCAACAUCCAUCAACAUUUCUAUCCCAUUUAUUAACAAAUCCAACCUAACAUUUCUUAUUUUGGUGCAAAUGAAGAAACACGUUCUUAAUAAGCUUUAAAAAAAAAAAAAAACGAUAAAAAUAGUGAUCACACGUACGUCCCUGUCCAAGAAGCAAUUAAUGUGUUCUCUGAUACGGAUUUCUCCUCCACUUACCUCGGACCCAAGUUUCAGCACAACGAUGCCAACAAGGACGCUGGUUGAACUUCCCAUAAGCAAUUGAUCAUUUUCCAAGAUUCGCAAAAAGGACUGUCCUUCUCCUCCUGUUCGAGGGAUGUGCAGUGCCCGCUUCUUUGGGAAUCCCAGAAAUUAGAUUAUUGCUAUAUCCUCUAUUUUCCUGAGGCCAGUUCACUUGUUACAUUCCAUAUUACUUGCAGUUGUCCUUCUUACCCUCUUGAGUAUUAAGUAAAGUAUCCUGGUUAAA